UCGGAACCUUUCCGCCCGGAACUACUAUCAGUGGACAUUGCAUCAGCCGUACAGUUGACAGUGAGAGACAGUGUAUCCACGAGUGUGUAGACUUCUGUCCCCUGUAGUUCGGGUACUAGUCUCUGACUGUGAGUAGUAGGCUCUGCCGGGUUCUUCAGGUCCGCAUGGAGAUAUUAGGAAGUACGUUUGACGACUCUGUGUUUUCGGAGGCGAGAGACCGAGUGUGUGCGUCUCUGUCUUCAUACAACGCUAAACUGUGCGAACCAGAGUGGUUUUGUGAGAGCGCUGCUCUCGAUACAGACGAUUCCCUGGAGAAACAGAAAGUUUACAAGUUCAGAGGUGACUUGGCCGUGAGACAGGGGAACUAUCAGAAAGCCUUGGAAGCAUACAGCUGCUGCCUAGAGUGGCUCGCUGACAACAACUUGACCAUCAGAAGAGAUGUCCUGGAGGGAAUGGCUCGAUGCUGCACCAAACUGGGACAGAGAGAGAGGGCUGUGCACUUGGCUGACUUACUGAGGAAAGAAGCCUCCAACACCAGUCACCUGACCAGCCUCCUGCUGCUGAAGGUUUGCUCUAGAGAGAACUUUGUGCAGUCAUCCACUUGA
Molecule: messenger RNA, 605 nt
Organism: Paralichthys olivaceus (Japanese flounder)
Lineage: Eukaryota; Metazoa; Chordata; Actinopteri; Pleuronectiformes; Paralichthyidae
Source: RefSeq, a predicted model, not a curated record